AUGCGGAAGAAGGGUAGCGGCUUCAUUGGGGGGAAAUUAAAUUUAAAAAUAAAGAAAAAAAAAAAAUCCGAAAAAAAGGAAGUAGUAGUUCGCCAGGAACAAGCUAAGCAUCAUGUGGAUAGUCAUGCACAUAAUUGCGAAGAAAUUCACGAUAAGGGAAUGACUUCAUCAGAACAGGAUGGAAAAAUAGAUGGAUCCGAAAAAGUUUUAAAAGGAAAAGGACGAGUAACAGCAGAGAAAAAUACAGUCCAUGGAAUAAGAACGGAAUUUAUAACUGAAGUAAAAGAAGGUUACGACAUAAUUUUGGAGAAUCCAUCAACUUUUCGAAAUGAACGAAGAACUGUAAUUUCCGUUUUGACUAACAAGACGUUAGUUGUCCAUGAGGAUUUUACAACAGACAUAAGUACCACCUGUACCUUCUACAUUGUUCCUCGUGAAGUAUCCCCUGGGAAAUCAGGGACACAUGCUUCCGUGGAGUAUGCGAAAGUUCUUGAACAAGUGCCCAAGCAGGAUCAGGUCGAGGUACGAGAAAAGAGCGGUCUCUGGUCAUACAAAGUUGUGAAGAAAAAGGUGGAUGGCCGACUCACAAACGAGCAGAAGUUAGACAUGCGCGUGAAAAGUGGUCGAGAUAAGUUCUGCUGGUAG
Plasmodium knowlesi strain H is the source of this 645-nucleotide messenger RNA. RefSeq lists its product as uncharacterized. Lineage: Eukaryota; Apicomplexa; Aconoidasida; Haemosporida; Plasmodiidae. The coding region runs from base 1 to 645 and encodes 214 amino acids. The transcript has a single exon. The record is from RefSeq and is a predicted model, not a curated record.